Lytechinus pictus (painted urchin) is the source of this 1365-nucleotide messenger RNA. RefSeq lists its product as uncharacterized. Gene Ontology annotation, biological process: DNA integration. Gene Ontology annotation, molecular function: nucleic acid binding. The record is from RefSeq and is a predicted model, not a curated record. The transcript has a single exon. Lineage: Eukaryota; Metazoa; Echinodermata; Echinoidea; Temnopleuroida; Toxopneustidae. The coding region runs from base 1 to 1365 and encodes 454 amino acids.
AUGAAAAAUGCCACUCAGACAUCUUCUCGUGAGAGGAGACGUCAUUGUAAGACUACCAGCCGUCUACAUCAACUUGACCCAUUUCUAGACGGUGAGAACAUCCUGAGAGUAGGAGGUCGCUUGAGAAGGUCUGAAACUUCGUUCACAAACAAACAUCCCGCCAUCCUACCUCAAAGUCAUGUUACAGACCUGAUUGUAGCUCAUUGUCAUGAAGAAGUUGCUCAUCAGGGAAGAGGCAUGACUACUAACUGUAUCAGAUCCCAUGGUUAUUGGAUAUUGGGUUGCAGUAAUCUUGUAUCCAAGCUCAUCUCUCGAUGUGUUACCUGUCGGAAACUACGACGACCAACACAGGUACAAAAAAUGGCGGAUCUACCAAAGGAUCGUCUAGCCUCUGAACCGCCAUUUUCUUACUGCGGUAUGGAUUGCUUUGGACCAUGGAUAAUCAGAGAAGGCAGAAAGGAGGUAAAGAGAUAUGGCCUUCUUUUUACUUGUAUGUCAUCGCGUGCAAUCCACAUAGAAGUACUGAACUCAUUGUCCACUGAUGCUUUCAUUAACGCCCUUCGACGUUUUAUCUCUGUUCGUGGUCCUGUUCGUCAACUCAGGUCGGACAGAGGGACAAAUUUUGUUGGUGCCAAGAAUGAACUCGUGAAAGCUUGGAAGGAGAUGAAUCAUGAGAAAGUUAAACAGCAUCUGCUCAGAGAAGGAUGCGAUUACUUUGACUUCACCUUCAACUUCCCCUACUCAAGCCACAUGGGAGGAGCUUGGGAAAGGCAAAUACGUACUGUUCGUAGAGUCUUGGAAGCAUUGCUGUGUCAAAAUAGUCAGCAACUGGACGAUGAUUCACUGCGAACAUUGCUAUGUGAGGCAGCAGCUAUUGUGAAUAGUCGUCCACUGUCUGUAGAAUUCCUGAAUGAUCCAUCUCACCUAGAGCCCAUAACUCCAAAUCUAUUGUUGACUCAAAAAUCAAGGGUAAUACUUCCGCCACCUGGUAUUUUUCCUCGGGAGGACUUAUACGCAAAGAAACGUUGGAGAAGGGUUCAACAUCUAGCAAAUGAGUUUUGGUCCCGAUGGAGAAAGGAAUUUCUGAGUCAACUUCAAUCAAGAAAUAAAUGGACUGUUCCACAGCGCGACAUGAGGGUUGGCGAUAUCGUGUUAAUCAAAGAUGAGAAUGUUCCCAGAAAUAUGUGGUCUCUGGGGAGAAUUGUUGAAACAUAUGCUUCUGGUGACACUCAUGUUCGCAAAGUGAAAAUUGCAGUAGGUAAUUCGAAACUGAACAAUCAAGGAAAGCGUGUUUCUCCACUGUGUCAUCUCGACCGCCCAAUUCAUAAACUGGUUCUUUUGAUCACGCAAGAAGACCAAGUAUAA